Molecule: messenger RNA, 507 nt
Organism: Fusarium pseudograminearum CS3096
Lineage: Eukaryota; Fungi; Ascomycota; Sordariomycetes; Hypocreales; Nectriaceae
Exons: 1
Coding region: 1-507 (168 amino acids)
Source: RefSeq, a predicted model, not a curated record
AUGGAGACAGCACCCGAUACUUAUGUUCACAACGACUUAUCACGAAUUCUAAACCCAAGGGGUCUGGGGUCUUUCUUUCUCAUUGUUGUCGAGUUUGGUCGUGGGUUCAUCCGUUUAGCCGACUACUGCGAAUCGCACCAGCCAGAAGAUAUCUUUGAUUUGACCAAGUCUCCUGCUGUGUACUCAGUCGGAAAAGAACAUCUCGGGAAAUCUUACUAUGAGCUACUGGAUAUGGACCCUGACCCUGAGCGUCGCGAGCUUUGGAAUGCCAACAUGGUCGCUGUUGACGAGUUGAUGCCAGUUGUUGGCAUGUUCCCAUUCACUACACUAAAAGAAGAGGUUGAGCAGGACCCUGAUCGGCCAUUCUUAGUUGAUAUCGGUGCGAGUCGCGGACAAUCAUGCAUUGCUAUUCGCAAGGACAUUGGCGAUGCCUUUGACGCCAAGUUACCCUGCAAGACCUUCCUGGCGUUAUCAAUACCAUGGAUCCAAAGGACUAUCAGACUUUGA